AUGGCGGCUGUCUCAGCCUGCUCAAAUCUGCACUAUCUGGAGGCCGACUGUAUCGACGAGCAAUAUAGAGUCCUGCAGGUUCUUUCCGACGAUCUCCACUAUGCCUCGACCAUACUCAAAUACAAGGUCUAUGAUGUUGAGAGCCGAUCUUUCACUGUGAGAAAGGCAGCAAAGGAGGCGAAUGCAACCGAUCUGUACAGCGGCAGAGGCCUGGCAAACGUGCAGAAUGAAGAGAAAUGGCGAGUGAACCAAAUGCUGAAGAACAACGCCAUGAUGCUCGACCUCGCCGAGCAGGUCAAGAUUGGUCUGAAGACUCUAAUUGAGAUUGUCUGCGCCACCCCAGGUGCUGUUCAGGCGGAUCUGAAGGCAAACAACGACCUGCGGGAAGGUGACAUUGAGAUCGACUCGGACGCAAUCUCAAUCAAGAAGGCGAGCUUGGGUCCGCCACUCGAAGAUCAAUCAGCCAAGGGAUUGACUCAAGCGCGACACAUCUUUGUUGACUCUAGCAGAUUUGUCCCUGUCAACUUCCGGGAGGCGUCAACUCCAGUUCAGGGGGAAGUUCAUUCUAACAAGUGCAAGAUCGACAAGCCGCGACAAGUCAAGAAGGUCUGCUUCGUCGAAGAUGCCGCAAUGUCAAAGUGCCAGGCAGCUACGAAGGCUUUGUACAGCAUCGUGGAGCCUUUGGGUCAUCGAGACGACCCGCAAUGCAGCACGAACAAGGUAUUCUCUCACGUUGAGAUCCCAGACAGAUUGACUGCGAAGAAGCGGAAGGAGAACGCCGAAAGAGCUCAUUCACCAGCACAACCCUGCAACAUGGAACAGAUGGAGAAACAAUUGCAUGCCUGGAUCCCAAACAAGAUCACCAUGCCAUGUCUACCCGUUGAUAGAGACUUGCAAGGGCUGAUGACCCCGAACGCAGAAAGAAUUCAACGAGACUGGGCAUACGGGCCAAAGACCGUGGGAAUGGACUAA
Molecule: messenger RNA, 972 nt
Organism: Cladophialophora carrionii CBS 160.54
Lineage: Eukaryota; Fungi; Ascomycota; Eurotiomycetes; Chaetothyriales; Herpotrichiellaceae
Exons: 1
Coding region: 1-972 (323 amino acids)
Source: RefSeq, a predicted model, not a curated record